Parnassius apollo (apollo) is the source of this 294-nucleotide messenger RNA. Lineage: Eukaryota; Metazoa; Arthropoda; Insecta; Lepidoptera; Papilionidae. The record is from the annotation of a GenBank genome assembly.
AUGAAUAUAAGAAACAAUUAUUAUUUACAUGCUUCACCAAAUAGUAUAACUGAGUCGAAUAUCAAUUUACCCGGGCCUUCGUAUCAGAAUAUCACCCCUAGUUCAUUAUCAAAUAAACAAGUGCAUGCUGAAGCUAAUGCACCAACUGAAGACCAGACUCCUUUGCAGUGUUUUAAAUUACGUAAUAAUGACAUUUUUAAGCCUUGCCAUGAUUAUGAAAUUCCUAGUUCAACAAUGAGUAACAAAGAAAUAGUGAACCCAGUAAUUGAAGACUACUUGACUGACUCCGCGUAA